Camellia sinensis is the source of this 666-nucleotide messenger RNA. NCBI's taxonomy places the organism in Eukaryota, Viridiplantae, Streptophyta, Magnoliopsida, Ericales, Theaceae. The record is from RefSeq and is a predicted model, not a curated record.
GUAUCCACUUGUGCUGAUAGCAAUGUACAACUUGUUCGAUCUGAUAUCAAGAUACAUUCCCCUAGGGGAAUGCCUCAAGAUAAAAUCUCGAAAGGGCCUUAUGAUUGCUACACUGUCUCGUUUCUUGCUCAUCCCUGCAUUCUACUUCACUGCAAAGUAUGGUGGUCAAGGAUGGAUGAUAAUGCUCACAUCUUUCUUGGGACUAACAAAUGGUUAUCUCACUGUUUGUGUCCUCACAGAAGCUCCAAAAGGUUACAAGGGACCUGAACAAAAUGCGUUGGGUAAUUUGCUAGUGUUAUUUCUUCUAGCUGGCAUAUUUUCAGGAGUUGCUCUUGAUUGGUUGUGGCUUAUUGGUAGUAAACAACAAUUUUAAAAGAUCAAGGCGGCGAACUGCCUCUUGAUCUUGAUGAAGAAAGACAGUUCAUCAUACUUGAUCAUUACUGAGAUUGUUUAAAUUGGAUAUGAAAGAGGACCAUGAAUCGUCGAAGAGUGAUCAUCAUCAUUUUAUUGUCAAGCAAAUCCAUUCCUUCACAGUGAAUAUUAUAUUGGUGCUUUAGAAUUUCACAGUUUGAUGUUUGUUUUUCACUUCUUUGUAAUGUAUUGAAAGGAUAGUUUUUAUAGGGUCAUGGUGAAAAAUAAAGAUCAAGAAUUUGAAGUGGUGGUUUA